AGCGGAAGACCAGGCUCCGGGGCAGCCUCCGUCCCCGCAGGAGCUCUGCCCCGGGCCGCGGGGCACCCUCCGCCAGGCCUCACCUGGGGAACGGAGAGUCCUAGAGGCAGUGAAGCGCCUGAGGCUGCCAAUUGCCCGGGACGCCACCAUCUUGAGCAGAAGACGAAAGUGGGAACCGCUUCAAGUGGGGACAGCCAAGAAAAGGACUUUUCUCCCUGCAGCCUGGUCUCUGCCAGGCGCCCGCCGUACUGCCUGACUAAAACCCAGAUGCCGUGAUGCCGUCGGUCAGUCAAUCCCACCCUUCGCUUCUGGCCGACGGGGCGAAAAGGCUGCUCUCUCCGCCAGAAGGAGGCUCGUGAGGGAGGCGGCGGAGAUCCACCCUUCCAGUCAGGCAGCCGGCGGGCAGCCCGCGCAGCCCGCGCAGUCCGUGGGCGGGGCGCGGAGGGGAGGGGGCCUUUUAGGCAGGGCCCGCCCCUUGGUCCCGCAGAGUCUUGACACUUGGGUCCGAACCUUUCCCCGAGCCGGAGUCUCACCAGGACGCGAGUUAAGAGUUCAGAAUGACUUCCUUCUUGACUUAUACCUUUAAAAAUCUUCCCACUACAUCAAAAUGUGCCCUCAGAUUUUCCAUCAGACCUCUGAGCUGUUCCUCCCGGCUACAGGCUGCCCCAGCUGCCCAGACCAAAUCGAAGAAGACCUUGGCCAAGCCCAACAUAAGGAAUGUCGUGGUGGUAGAUGGUGUUCGCACCCCAUUUUUGCUGUCAGGCACUUUAUAUAAAGACUUGAUGCCCCAUGAUUUGGCUAGAGCAGCGCUUAGGGGAUUGCUUCAUCGGACCAGUGUCCCAAAGGAAACUAUUGAUUAUAUCGUCUUUGGUACAGUGAUUCAGGAGGUGAAAACAAGCAAUGUGGCCAGAGAGGCUGCCCUCGGAGCCGGCUUCUCCGACAAGACUCCUGCCCACACCGUCACCAUGGCCUGCAUCUCUGCCAACCAAGCCAUGACCACAGGUGUUGGCUUAAUUGCUUCCGGCCAGUGUGACGCGGUCGUGGCCGGCGGUGUGGAGUUAAUGUCUGAUGUCCCUAUUCGUCAUUCAAGGAAAAUGAGGAAGAUGAUGCUCGAUCUCAAUAAGGCCAAGACUCUGGGUCAGCGCCUGUCUUUAAUCUCUCAAUUCAGAUUGAAUUUUCUAUCACCCGAGCUCCCUGCCGUGGCCGAGUUCUCCACCAGCGAAACUAUGGGCCACUCCGCAGACCGACUGGCUGCUGCCUUUGCCGUGCCCCGACGGGAACAGGACGAGUACGCGCUGCGCUCCCACAGUCUGGCCAAGAAGGCACAGGAUGAAGGGCUCCUGUCAGACGUGGUGCCCUUCAAAGUGCCAGGAAAAGAUACAGUUACCAAAGAUAAUGGCAUUCGUCCUUCCUCCCUGGAGCAGAUGGCCAAGCUGAGGCCCGCAUUCAUCAAGCCCUAUGGCACAGUGACGGCUGCAAAUUCUUCAUUCCUGACUGAUGGUGCCUCUGCCGUGCUGAUGAUGGCCGAGGAAAAGGCUCUGGCCAUGGGGUACAAGCCCAAGGCCUAUCUGAGGGAUUUUGUAUAUGUAUCUCAGGAUCCAAAAGAUCAACUUUUACUUGGACCAACAUAUGCUACUCCAAAAGUUCUAGAGAGAGCAGGAUUAACAAUGAAUGAUGUUGAUGCUUUUGAAUUUCACGAAGCUUUCUCCGGUCAGAUUUUGGCUAAUUUUAAAGCCAUGGAUUCUGAUUGGUUUGCGCAAAACUACAUGGGCAGAAAAACCAAGGUUGGCCUGCCUCCCAUGGAGAAGUUUAACACCUGGGGCGGAUCGCUGUCCCUGGGGCACCCGUUUGGAGCCACUGGCUGCCGGCUGGUCAUGGCCGCUGCCAACAGGUUACGGAAGGAAGGCGGCCAGUAUGGCCUGGUGGCCGCCUGCGCGGCCGGAGGGCAGGGCCAUGCUAUGAUAGUGGAAGCUUAUCCAAAAUAAUAAAUCAAGAAGAGGUGACCUGAAAUUUUUGUGAAACACUCACACUAGGCAAUGCCAUUUCAAUGCAUUACUAAGUGACAUCUAUAGUUCCCAGCUUCUCUUAAGAAAGCAAAAUUUGUGGCCUUCUGUUAAAUAUUUUCCAGUUAAGCCUUGCCAGUGUUCUGAGCUUUGCAGUAAUCAUGGCUUACUGCUCUUUCAGGGAUUUCUUAGUCACCAGAAUCUUACCCAUUGAUACACUCAAGCUUCUUCUCUUUCUUCUUCUUUUUUUUUUUCUUCUCUAUUUUCAUUAAUGACUAAAUGAGCAGUUGCAAUUUGGGAAAGAAGUUGGCUAAGAUUUGGAAUCAUCUUUUAUAACAUUUGCAAAUUAUACUCAGUCCUAUUUGUGUCCUAAAGAUAAGUGUUUUCUAUAAAAUACAAACCAAUGUGCCUAAAUUAACUUAAAAUAGAAAGAUAAUUCAGAAUCUAAACCACACUGAAAACUAACAGUAAAUGUAUAGCUAUAUAAAUGUCAUCUCAGUCAACUUCAAUAAAGUGGAGAAGUAUAAGAGAA
Messenger RNA from Choloepus didactylus (southern two-toed sloth), 2535 nucleotides. RefSeq names its product hydroxyacyl-CoA dehydrogenase trifunctional multienzyme complex subunit beta (gene HADHB). Gene Ontology annotation, molecular function: acyltransferase activity, transferring groups other than amino-acyl groups. The record is from RefSeq and is a predicted model, not a curated record. Gene Ontology annotation, biological process: fatty acid beta-oxidation. NCBI's taxonomy places the organism in Eukaryota, Metazoa, Chordata, Mammalia, Pilosa, Megalonychidae. Bases 558 to 1985 code for a protein of 475 amino acids. The transcript is spliced from 16 exons.